Molecule: messenger RNA, 5725 nt
Organism: Pygocentrus nattereri (red-bellied piranha)
Lineage: Eukaryota; Metazoa; Chordata; Actinopteri; Characiformes; Serrasalmidae
Product: cadherin-10-like
Exons: 13
Coding region: 423-2780 (785 amino acids)
Biological process (GO): cell-cell junction assembly; homophilic cell-cell adhesion; cell morphogenesis
Cellular component (GO): catenin complex; plasma membrane; adherens junction
Molecular function (GO): calcium ion binding; cadherin binding
Source: RefSeq, a predicted model, not a curated record
UGGAGCCUCGCUGACAUCCAGCGCGAGGAGUGAUGCGCGUGAUGGACGAGGGCUCGUAACGGACUCGGAUCGACCGUUGCAGUUCAAAUCAGAACCGGCCAAGAUUAUUUCCCCGCAUACGGUGCAGCUCCUCCACAGACUCCACGUCUACUUUGAUGCCUGCCCUGCGAUGCGCUGGUGACCUGUCCAGGGUGUAUCCUUCCUUCUGGCCAGUGACCACUGACAUAGGCUCCAGAACCCCCCCAUGACCCAGAAGGACACUUGGAGAAGUCCGGACUUAAUGGAUGACUGACUGCUUCUCCACAAGACCUGGACUACCGUUUCUGACCAUUACCUUCACUUUUGUUAUUGGAACAGCUCCCCACAGGGUUGUGGAUUACUGAAGCAGGUUUGUUUCUUUCCGUACUGGAGCAUAGUGCAGAAUGAGAACUCCUCUGCUGUUAUUGCUGUGGCUGUAUUUCUGGUGCGAAGCCAGAGGCACUCUGAGGACUACAGGAGGUCUGAGGAGAACAGGAUGGGAGCACACGGGAACGGCUGGAGACGGGCUCUCACUCAGGCGCUCCAAACGAGGCUGGAUGUGGAACCAGUUCUUUCUGCUGGAAGAGUACACAGGAAGUGACGAUCAGUAUGUGGGAAAGCUGCACUCCGAUAAGGACAGAGAAGACGGCACUGUAAGAUACGUUCUCACCGGAGAGGGGGCGGGCACCAUUUUCGUAAUCGACGAAAACUCAGGUGACCUCCAUGCCACCCGGAGGCUGGACCGCGAAGAGAAAGCCUCCUACACGCUCAGCGCUAAAGCUGUGGACAAGCUAACAGGCCGAGACCUGGAGGGGCCAUCGCAGUUCACUAUCAAAAUCCACGACAUCAAUGACAACGAACCAAAAUUCACCAAAGACCCCUACAUAGCCUCUGUGCAAGAGAUGGCCGACGUAGGUACGUUUGUUGUGCAGGUGACGGCCACAGAUGCUGAUGAUUCUACAUAUGGUAACAGCGCUAAAGUGGUGUACAGUAUUCUGCAGGGACAGCCUUACUUCUCCGUAGAACCAGAGACAGGCAUCAUUCGGACAGCCCUGCCCAAUAUGAACCGCGAGGUCCGUGAACACUAUCAGGUGGUGAUUCAGGCCAAGGACAUGGCAGGACAGAUGGGGGGCCUCUCAGGGACCACCACAGUUAACAUUACUCUGCUGGACAUCAACAAUAAUCCACCGCGCUUCCCUCAGGGUGUUUAUCAGUUCACCGUUCCUGAGUCAUUAGAGCCGGGCAGUACGAUUGGCAUGCUGAAGGCUACAGACGCGGACACGGGCAAAAACGCAGAGAUGGAGUACACCAUCAUGGAUGACCAGGAUAUGUUCCAAAUUUCAACCAAAGGCAUCACUCAGGAGGGAGUCAUCACUCUGACAAAGACUCUGGACUACGAGAAAAGGAAAAUACACACUUUGAGGGUUCAGGUGGAGAACGUUUAUCUGGAUCCACGCUUUCACUCACGCGAGUCCUUCAGAGACACAGCCACGGUAAAGGUUGUGGUGGAGGACGUGGAUGAGCCGCCUGUCUUCAAACGACCUGCCUACAUCAUGGAGGUCAAAGAGAAUGCUGAGAUUGGAACCAUCAUCGGAUCUGUCAGCGCUGUGGACCCUGACGCUAGCCGAAACAUUGUCAAAUAUCUAAUAGACUGGCGCACGGACAUGGACCAUGUGUUCAACAUCCAUCCAAACAAUGGAUCAGUGUACAUCUCUCGUCCGCUGGACAGGGAAGAGCAAGCGUGGCACAACAUUUCCGUACAGGCUACUGAGAACAACAGCCUGAUGAGUCAUGUGCCAGUCUAUGUCAGGGUGCUGGAUGUAAACGACAACGCCCCAACCUUCGACAACGUGGAUGAGGCAUUUGUUUGUGAAAAUGCCAAAGCUGGCCAGAGGAUCCAAACAGUCAGUGCCUCAGAUGCUGACCAGCCAGCUGGAGGUCACAGGUUCUUCUUCAGUUUGGCACCAGAAGCUUCUGUCAAUGCCAACUUCACUGUCAGAGACAACAAAGAUAACACAGCCAGUGUUGUGACAGUGCGGAGCGGUUACAGUCGGGUGCAGAAGAGUGUGUACCUGGUGCCUGUGGUGAUCGCUGAUGGAGAUUUCCCCGUGCAGAGCAGCACCAACACACUGACAGUGCGAGUGUGUUCGUGUGACCGUGACGGGAACAUGAAGCAGUGUAACUCUGAGGCCUUCACACUUGCUGCUGGGCUGAGCACAGGAGCACUCGUGGCCAUCCUGCUGUGUGUCAUUAUACUGCUGAUGAUUGUGGUGUUGUUUACGGCGUUGAGAAGCCAGAGAGAGAAGAUGGAGCCACUGAUCAUUUCCAAAGAAGAUGUGAGGGAUAACGUGGUGAGCUAUAAUGACGAAGGUGGUGGAGAGGAAGACACCCAAGCCUUUGACAUUGGAACCCUGCGUAAUCCUGAAGUGAUCGAAGAUACCAAACACAGGCGGGAUAUCAUCCCAGACAGCCUGUACCCAUCCACACGGAGACUGGCAGCCACAGCGGCCCGGGACAACACGGAUGUCCAGGACUUCAUCGCCCAGAGGCUGCAGGAGAACGACUCGGAUCCAGCAGCGCCCCCUUACGACUCUCUGGCCACUUACGCUUAUGAGGGCAGCGGCUCAGUGGCUGAAAGCCUGAGCUCGCUGGAGUCAGUGAGCAGCGAAGGCCUACAGGACUAUAACUACCUGAGCGAGUGGGGGCCCAGGUUUAAAAAACUUGCAGACAUGUACGGAGGGGAGGAGAGUGAAGAUUCAUAGCCAUGCACUAGGGCUGCACGAUAUGAACAGAACAGUAGCAUUUCGAUUAUAUUGCGAUUGCGAUGCGCCAUGCAAUAAAUUAAAAAUGUAUCAGUGAAUUGAUAAUGUAACGUUAUUUUGACCAAAAUCAUUUACUUUUGUUGGAUUACAUGAAUAAUUUCAAAACACCUACAACUCAUCUGGAACUAUUAUUGGUCAGGAUGCUCCCAGCUAGAAUAACAAGCAUUGUGAUUGGUUAGAGGACUCAUUUAAAAAUUUGCAGCGAUAUUGCAAAGGCCAGUAUCGCAAUAAUGGUAAAUAAACGAUAUAUAUUGUGCAGCCCUACCAAACAGCGUAAAGCAGGGAAACCAAUACUGAGUUAUAAUGGACUCAAUGGAUUCGCACAAGCUGUUCGUCAGUGGUGGACAUCCAUAACCAAGAGAGCCAAACGGAUAAAGUGACCUCUACCCCUUGUGCGGUAUUUAACAAAGUAGAUACCAAGGCAAGCAGUGAAAAUGCUUUCUUUCUCCCAAAGUGCCCUUUUACAGGACUGAACUUUUGAUGUCUUAUCAAACGUGACCUACUUUGAACGUUUGGAGAACAUUCUGGUUUGGUGACUCGACCUGAACGUAACUAGAAAAGUAUCUGUUGACUUUAUCACCUGCUGACCAUUUGAAGCUUUGCUGACUUUGUGUAUUAGUUUCUUCUGCAAAGCAGAGGGAAGAAAAAAAAAAGUAGUGGGCUUUACAAAUACCAUAACAUCAUACAUUAUGCAUAUUUGAAAAUUCACAAACUAUGUCUGUGUACACAAGUCAGUGCUUCUGGGUUUUUAGCUGUGUAGCCGUAACUCUUCCGCAGAACCGCUGUACAAACGCAUUGUCACACUCCUUUGGUGGGAGAUACCAUGUUGUUGGUUGAGACAGUUGAGUAUCAUUCAUGUUAAAAAGAUGAUUGGUUCCUGUUUUAUAUGCAUUAGUUAGGCAAUGGACUGGUGUAAACUGUUGUUGUAGUAUAAUGGUCUGGCAUUUUGUGGCUGGCACUCAUGGCAAGGUGCUGGAUUGUGGGAUAAGUGUAAUAAGGUGCUUUCUUUCAUUCCAGAAGCCUCAUCGGUGUUUCCAAGUGUAAAGAAGCAAGUCUCAGUUAAGGCAGCAAGGUCAAGAUCUAGCAGGUCCAGCAAAUCUUUAAUAGGUAUGUAAAUGCAGCAUUUUAGCUCCAAAAAAAGAAAAAAAAAACACUAAAAGAUAUUCAAAAGAAAAACUAAGGCCCAAGGUUGUCAUCUUGGUGACAGGGGGGCUCGGUUCACUCUGGGCAGAACCAGUAUUUUAAUGUUUUGUGCAGUUUAAACAAAACUGAAUACUGCUUAAUUCUGUUCUGUAUGUCAGCCUAAUGUUAUAGAAGUUUUGGUAGUUUGAUUUAUAUUAAUAAACACUCAGGCUCACAGUUAUGAUAUUACUCUGAAAUUUAGCUCUUAGUUAACCCACAAUUAUUUCCCAGAAUUUGUGAUAAUCAAAGUAUGUCAAAAUGCAGCGUUGCAUGUCCAAAGAAUUAGCAAUUUCCCUCCUUUUAAAACACAGACAUGACUGAUUAAACGAUUAACAUCUAAACAGAAAAGCACUGAAUGCAUUUCCAACAAGGUUUCAGUAUUAAGAUAAUUUAUAUAAAUAACAAGCUACUUCAAAUUCUUUUUAAAUUCUGGAUUACAUGGAAUGAAAAGUUAAUGUUAUUAAUCAAGACAGAGACUUUGUUAUUCCUGUUCUGGAACAGUUAAGGAUGAUCACGUUUUCGGUUUCAUGUUUGUUCCUGAAAGCGGUUCAAAGCUCUGCUGACCAGUAGGCCAUUCAUUCUGAUGUUCAAGUUCAAUUUCAGCUUUUAUGGAUAAAGUAUUAUUAAUAUAUUCAUUGUCAUCUUUCACAGAUGGUCAUUUUUCUGAUGUAGACACCGCUAUAGACCAAAAUGUGUUUUAGCACUUUUACAGUUCACAAAUUUUUAAUUCUUGCAGUUGUAUUCCUCAAAUCAAAUGGCCAUUACUUAGAUAUCUGCAUUAUUUCUCACCCGAAUUUCCGUUCUUUAUAUUCCAAAAUUGAUGUAAAGCUGUAUGACAGUAAAUGUACCGUUGUAUCGAAAAGUUCGGCCACCCCAGCCUAAAGAUGUUUUGUUGAUUUUCAAAGUGAACACAUCCUAUACAGAUUUGCAGAUUUGAACACAGUUAUGGUUUAUUUGCUGACUUAAAAAUAUUGGAAAAAAAUAAAACCCAAAAUGUAGCCUAUGGAACAGUUAUGGCAUGUUUUAUAUGUUUCCAAUAUGUUAAAUUCAGCAAAUACAGUAGAAAUUGAAUGAAAACUCUCCCUGUAAAUCAUGUGUUAAAGUUAUUUGGCUGGGGAUGUUUUUUUGUUUUUGUUUUUUUUGCAUAUGACUGUAUUUUGCAAUGAAUGCACUGACAAUUCUGAAUAAAAUGAAAACAUUUUUUUUUUUCAUUAAAAAUUUCAGGAUUCAUAAGAAAAGCACUAUGGUUAGUAUAUGUUGUCCCUUAAGCGAUAUGGCCAGAAUUACUAUUAUCAACCAUAAAGCGAAGACUCAAGAAGGAGCAACAAAGACAUACAGUGCCAUCCCAGAGCCAGAGUUGUCAAAACACUUCGAAGAACAUACUUGAGACCAUCUUCUUUAAAAGACUCGCAUGAGACUUGUGUAAAAAAGAAAGGACAAAAAAUAAAUAAAAUAGCACUGCGCACCAAAAUACCCCGCUCCUUCUUUGAAAAGUGAACUGUGAGUGAUGUAGACGCUGGAGGCCUCUUUGGCUCGCUUCUGUGUGAUGUUGCAGACACUCUGUUAGCUUAUUCUUGGUUUCCAAUCAUGAAGAGGGAACUAAUGUCCCUGACACAAUGAUCACCUAUCUAUGCUUUGUAUAAUGUGAUAUUUUGUAUGAAAUAUUUAUAUGACUCAACAUUAAAUACAUGUAAAUUCACCAA